Fomitiporia mediterranea MF3/22 is the source of this 1014-nucleotide messenger RNA. RefSeq lists its product as uncharacterized. Gene Ontology annotation, molecular function: hydrolase activity, acting on ester bonds. Lineage: Eukaryota; Fungi; Basidiomycota; Agaricomycetes; Hymenochaetales; Hymenochaetaceae. Bases 1 to 1014 code for a protein of 337 amino acids. The record is from RefSeq and is a predicted model, not a curated record. The transcript has 9 exons.
AUGAAAUUGUUUUUGGUCUUGUCAGCUUUUCUACUGUAUACUCGCUCGGUUCAUUCGUGUUCACUGCAAGAACGGAACAUUCAACCAGACUCUACUUCAUUCGGAAAAGUGCUCUCAAAUCCUAGUCUAUCUUUCGACUGGGAUGCGAUUAAAUACGUUUAUGCGUUCGGUGACUCCUAUACAUUCGUUCAAGGCACACACGGUCUCGCGAACUUCAGCUUCAUUGGAGACCUGCAGAACAUCAGCUUCACCAAAGACGAACUGCUAAAUGACGAAAUAAUAUUCAGAAACACAAGCUCGGAUGGAGCUAACUGGAUUGAGUUCCUGACUGGAUGCUUCAGUGGGAAACCAAUCGAUUGUUCUCCUCGUCAACUCUGGGACUUCGCUUUUGCAGGAGCAGAUAUUGAUGGGAAUCUUCUUCCUUUACAUCACCCAUUCACCGUCCCAUUAGUCGACCAAAUGAAACAAUGGGCCACCUACGCUGCCAGCUUUCUUCCUCGUCCAAAAAAAGACUCGCUUACAGUGUGGUGGAUUGGGAUAAACGAUACUGGAGACUCGACAGGGAACGAAACUGUACACUUUGAUGCUUUCUAUGCUAAGGAAAUGGAUUCGCUCUUUGAAGCUGUUGAACUUGCCCAAUCGAAAGGCCUCACAGGCACUCACCUCUUCUUGACCGUCCCACCCGAAGAACGUUCACCAUCCGGUCUCUACUCUUCCCACGCAGAAGAGCAAAAGUCAAACAUCAUCACUUAUAACACACAACUCCACACUCGUGCUUCGCAAUUCGCACAACGUCAUCAAGAUGAAGAGACAGUUGUACUCUUGUUUGAUGCACAUGAGUGGUUUAACUUUGUUCUAGAUAAUGCAGAGAUGUUUGGGUUUGGGGAUAUUACUGGGUUCUGUGAAUGUUCAGACUCGGAUUUCUUCUGGUUCAAUACAGGACACCCGACAGAACACACCCACCACCUCUUAGCUUCAGCAAUCGACCAUUUCCUCUCCAGUAUCUCAACUUAA